Messenger RNA from Metarhizium album ARSEF 1941, 1482 nucleotides. Its product is annotated as indoleamine 2,3-dioxygenase-like protein. Bases 1 to 1482 code for a protein of 493 amino acids. Lineage: Eukaryota; Fungi; Ascomycota; Sordariomycetes; Hypocreales; Clavicipitaceae. The record is from RefSeq and is a predicted model, not a curated record. The transcript has 2 exons. Gene Ontology annotation, molecular function: metal ion binding; heme binding.
AUGGGCUCUAUUGACACCGUCCCCCCUUCCCAGUUCCAGGUCCUCGACGACCCUCGUCCGGACGACAAGUCCCUCCCUGCCUUCAUGGUGUCCACCACUCGGGGAUUUCUUCCUCGCCUGGACCCCGUCGUCACGCUGCCCAAGGAGUUUGAGCCCCUCGAGUCGUUGUUGCAGCGCAUGCCUGUCAAGACGCUCUCCGGGGAGCCCGGGCUUCUCGCCUCGGGCAGGCUGGGCGGCGUCGUGGACAAUGAGUUCCCCGACCUCACCGACGAGAUGGACAAGUACAAGCAUGACCUGCCCAUGAUGAACGCCCUGUACCGUGACUACUCCUUCUUGGCCUCUGCCUAUCUGCUGGAGCCUUGCCACGAGCGCUUCGUCCGGGGAGAGGAGUACGGCCUCGGCCGACAGACUCUGCCCAGGAACGUCUCACGGCCCAUUGCUCGGUGUGCCGAGAUCGCCGGCUUCAUGCCCUUCAUGGAGUACGCCGGCUCGUACGCCCUCUACAACUACCGCCUCCAAGACCCCUCGCGAGGCCUCGACUACUCCAACCUCCGUCUCAUCCGCGCCUUCGAGCACGGCCUGGACCCCGCCUCGUCCGAGGCCGGCUUCGUGCUCGUCCACGUCGACAUGGUCAAGAACUCGGGCCCCCUCGUCGCCGGCACCGUCAAGUGCCUCGGCGUCGGGUCCGGCGUCACCACGCCCCUGGGGACGAGCCAGGAGCGCGCCGCCCUCAACCAGGGCCUCGGCGACAUCCUCGGCGCGCUGCAAAAGAUCAACUCGGUCAUGGAGACCAUGUGGGGGAAGUCCCGCCCCACGGAGUACACCAGCUUCCGCACCUUCAUCUUCGGCAUCACGUCGCAGUCCAUGUUCCCCCACGGCGUCGUCUACGAGGGCCUCAACGACGACAGGCCCAUGUCGUUCCGCGGCGAGAGCGGCGCCAACGACUCCAUGGUGCCCCUGAUGGACAACCUGCUGCAGGUGCCCAUGCCCAACACGCCGCUGACCGACAUCCUCAAGGACUUCCGCAAGUACCGGCCCAGCAACCACAGGGACUUUUUGCUGCACGUCAAGGACGUCUCGGAGCGCCACGACCUGCGCGGCUUCGCGCUCGCCCUCAGGGCCAGGCCCGCCACCGACGAGGACAGGGACCUGGUGCGCGAGUCGCGGAGCCUGUGGCUGCAGAUCCUCGACCAGGUCCGCGACUUUCGCUGGCGCCACUGGUGCUUCGCCAGGGAGUACAUCCUCAAGAGGACCUCGCACCCGACGGCCACGGGCGGCAGCCCCAUCGUCACCUGGCUGCCGAACCAGCUCGAGGCCGUGCUGGCCGAGAUGGUGAACAUCAACGAGAUUGCCGGCAGGGACGACGCGCGGGGCCUGGGCAAGACGUGCGAGGGCAUCAUGGACGCGGCCCUGCGGCAGAGGGACACCCUGCGGAAGGAGGUUGACAAGUACUGCGCCGAGCGUGGCGUUUCGCGGACGUAG